Molecule: messenger RNA, 4436 nt
Organism: Lytechinus pictus (painted urchin)
Lineage: Eukaryota; Metazoa; Echinodermata; Echinoidea; Temnopleuroida; Toxopneustidae
Product: ADP-ribosylation factor-like protein 2
Exons: 6
Coding region: 257-811 (184 amino acids)
Biological process (GO): protein folding
Cellular component (GO): cytoplasm; microtubule cytoskeleton
Molecular function (GO): GTPase activity; GTP binding
Source: RefSeq, a predicted model, not a curated record
GGUUCAAAAUAUCAUUAGUGUUAUAAAAAGUAAUCAAGGUACAUACAUCAUCAUUCUGAUUCACAUCAGUCGUGGAAUUUUUGGUCUUGAUCUUCUUUUUCAUGUUUUUCGUCUUCAUUUCUGCUCACGUGUAGUCAAUGUGGAUGACGUCAUUAACAAUAUGAAUAUUCAUUUCUUCAAAUUGUGUGCAACUACUGCCGCUGCAAGCAAGAAGAGCUUUUGACUCGCUUUUGUUUUUGAGAGAUAAUCACUGGGAAUGGGAUUGCUAACAAUUCUAAAGAAGAUGAGACAGAAGGAGAAGGAGAUGCGAAUCCUCAUGCUAGGAUUGGAUAAUGCAGGAAAGACCACCAUUCUGAAGAAAUUCAAUGGAGAAGAUAUCAACACUAUAUCUCCUACCCUUGGCUUUAACAUCAAGACAUUGGAACAUAAAGGGUUCAAAUUGAACAUAUGGGAUGUAGGCGGUCAGAAGUCGCUUCGUUCUUACUGGAGGAACUACUUUGAGAGUACCGAUGGAUUGGUGUGGGUGGUAGAUAGUGCUGAUAGGAGAAGAUUGAUGGAUUGUAAACAAGAGUUACAUUCUCUUCUCUUGGAGGAGAGGUUGAAUGGUGCGACAUUGAUAGUCUUUGCUAACAAACAGGACUUGCCUGGUGCUCUCUCUGCUGAUGAGAUCAGAGAGGCUUUAGAACUUGAUAAUAUCAAGACACAUCAUUGGUUGAUUCUUGGAUGCAGCGCAGUAACGGGUGAAAAUCUACUCUACGGCGUCAACUGGUUGAUAGAUGAUAUUGCUUCCAGACUCUUCACAAUGGACUGAUAAUGUAUUUAUUGGUUUUCUGGAUGUGUUCACACAUGGACUCUGAAGGAGACCAGCAGCUUUACGAUCUUUCCUACAUUCUGCAGCUUUGUGAUCUCCUGGCCCCAAGAUGCUUCAAACUAUCAGCACAAGUACUACUGUAUGGGCUUCAGGUUUGUGCUACUGGUUCUACAAAUUUGCAGGCAAGUCCUACGAGCACUACAUGCUACAAGGCGUCGGCUCUUUUUCAUAAAAUUGCAUGAAAUUAUAUGAAUUUCUGACAAAUGUUCUAUCGACCAACCGAAUUGCACCAUUUCAGUGGCUUAUAAACACUGUGGCCCAUGACAUAAGGCUUAGUGAUUGAUCGCAGGGUUGAUUUAUAUAAUUGAUUGCACUGUGUAUGAUUAAUUGUGAAAAUCACCCUACGAUCAAUUGCCAAAGCUUUAUGUAACAUCCUUGUCAUUAACAAUGAGUUUUAUGAAACUGGAUCCAGGUCUAUCAUGAACAGCUCAUUUAUCUGCUGUCGAGGAAUGACCAUGCUGCGGGUAAGGAAAGUGAAAGUAAAUGAGAAAAAUCAUAGCAAUCAAUGGGUGUUAUUAUUAGUUAUUGUGUAGUUGAAAAGAUAAUUCAUUGCUGUGGGUAGUAUUUUCAAAGCCAUGGCUCAGUAAACCGUAUAGGUUAACUUCUUAGACUACACUUUUUAUGGAGUGCCAUUUGCUAACCCCUCACGCCCCCCCCCCCAGGAAAAUACCUUGAACUUGCAGUAAGUUUUCCCCAAAGUAACCUUUCUUGUGAAAUUUGAAGAUAAUGAUAUUUAUGGGUAUACAACAAAUUUAAUGGAAAUUUUGGGUAUACAUUUUUCAUGAUUGAAUAAGAUGAAAUCAAACAUUCCAUAAUAAUCUAGGCUAAAGUUUUUGUUUAGAUUACCCUUAAACCUUGAAUUAUAAGAAUACUAACAAAGGCGUUCAUGGUACAAAGGAAGAUGGCCAGCAAAUUUAUUGAUUUUAACUUUAUUGUUCACUAUUUCAGGGUGUUAUGCAUACAAAAUUUGCUAUCCCUGGCAUUUCUCUAUGUAAUAAUGCAGAGUUGCCGACCCUUACGGCAUAUUAAUUAGAUGAGUUGUAAUGUAAAUUCGGUGUCGACUUCCCGACCGAAUGACCGAGCGAAAAACUUUUGUUAACACGUUUCGUCUCGUAAAAAACAUUUGGUUCAUCCGUUUGGUCGUUCACAUUGUAAUUUAUCUGAUAAACAUUCUGUGACGGUUGGCAUCCCUGAAUAAUGUAAGACUGAACUCUUAUGAAUUUCAAUUUUAGAAGCUUUGGGUGUUGGUUAAAGUUUUCAAUUUCGAAUUUAUUUGUGUUGCAAACCAAGUGAUAGUCCCUGAAAACUUCUUCACAUUAACUCAAAGAGUAAAGCUAUACAUACAUGUUGUUUGUAUAUUCAUUGUGUGAAGUGCAUGAUUUGUUUUCUUUGUAUACCCCUCUUCUAUCACUCAUUGAAGUGCAAUACUGUUCUUUUUUUAUUAUUAUUAUGUCUUUAUGAUUUAUAACAGAGUGUGUCCUGAUUUUGAUGAAAAAACACAAUUCACUUAAUUUGAGUUAACAUGUUACCUCAAAUGAAAUGAAUUUUUUUUGUAACAAUUAUUCCCCUUUAGGGUAUUGUAGGCAAUUGUCAUAAAGUUUUUUUUUUUUUUGGGGGGGGGGGCUUGUGUAACCUGGGGUGGUAUUCUGAAAAUUGUCUUAACUUUUCUUGUAACUUUUCUUGUAACUCAGCAAGAUAAGAGCUCGCUAAAAUUCUCUUGAAUCAGUAUUCUGAAAAUUGUCUUAUCUCUGUAAGGACGUCCCCUAUUUUAUCUCUGACACGCCCAAUAUUUCAUCAUCAACCAAUUAUUAAGCUUGUUAUAUGCUUAGGUCAACCAUGCCAAUAGAAGCGUCUCUUCUGAAAAAUAAUGAAGCGCAUAGUUGAUAUGAGGCGUAAUUUCCUUGCGCCUUCGACGCUUAUGCUUGUGCGGUUCUGUGCUAAAAAUACACGUGGCUCUUCUCAAAGAUAUAUUUUCUCUGAAAAGAUUCAUCGUCUCGAGCACCAAUUUUUACUUCCUGAAAAGUCUACCAAUCCGUCGUUAUAAUGUCUCCUUUUGUAAAACAUGAUGUUCUUGCGGGAUGCAGCAAGAAAUAAUUAUUGCAGGCGGGCAAAUAUCGCAUGCAACAAUAAGUUACAUUAGCCCCCUACCUCUUGUAAAUUUUCUUGUAUUUUGCAAGGAAGUUAACAGAACGCAAAGAUAAGAGAAUUUUCAGAAUACCUUUUAUCUCGAUAUGUUAUCUUGCGCAAAGGGAUAUUUAUGUGCCGUUUUUAACUUUACGCAUAAUUCUAGCUCUGACAUCAUACACGCUCAGCAAAAUUUACAAAGAAAAUUUACAAGAAAAGAUACAAGAAUUUUCAGAGUACGGAUUUUUUUGUAACUCUAAAGAUACAAGAAUAUUUCUCUUAAAACAAUUUUCAGAAUACGGCCCCUGUUUCUUUCGGACUAAGUUUCUAUGGGGUAGCAUGAAAGUUCUGAAGUUCAAGACUGAUGUUGUGUAACUGGAGAGCGUUUCAUGAAAGGACUUGUCGGACGUUUUAUCCGACAAGUCCUGUUUUAUCCGACAGUUACUAUAGUAACAGUGCUUCUCAACCAAUCAGAAUCCAGGAAAGUUGUCAGAUCUGACAACUUGUCGGACGAAAAUAUUGAUGAAACGCCCCCCAGGUGUCGCUAAGUGCCCGGUUGCUUUUAUUUUGCUGACAAUAUUUUGUGUAUUUUAUGAUAAAGAAUUAUGCAAAUGAGGGUCAUGCUUUUCAGCUUUCUUUAUUAGUUUGCAAAAACUUGGUGCAAAGUAUUUCCAACAUUUAAAAAAAAAAUCGGUUGAAUUCUUUUGUUAUUCAUCAAUAGGUAAAUUUCUUCAUAUAGUAUUGUUUUUUACUCUUCUUACUAUUUAAUGUGUUUUAAUGAGUAAAUAAGUUUCAAAUGGUUGAGCAUGUGAAAUUAAUACAUUUUGUGGGAAUUUGUAAGAAUCAUUUUUUCCCAUUCCUCUGUACCCAAACAUGUCACAAAUGUGGAAAUCUUGAAAGAAAAAUAUUGGCAGACAUUUUGGCUUCAUUUAUACCACCCUUCUCCUCGUCGUUAGAAAUUAUAUAGAAGUUUUGAAAGCCUGAAUUGCACUCAAUUUAGUCGGCUGUACACUACAUUAAUGUGGCAGUGAGUGUGACUGAUACUUUCUCAGACAAUGUUUUGUUGUCGAUGUACAUAAAAAUAAACAUUUGUAAAUAUUUGGAUACAUUCCUGCCAUAUUAGAUCAUGAAAUAAAUAUAAAAUACAUGAAACACGCAAAGCUCUAAGUUUGUUCAUUUUUUCUGAGUCUUUCAAGAAAUACAGAAAUUGUGUAUCAGGUUUAAUAACAGAAUGUAUUGAACAGUUAGCUGGUAACAGAAAAUUGUUUACCAUUGCACACUUUAUGAUCGCAACUAUAAUCAUACCAAUUUGCAUGAAGUACAGAAAUCUGAAAUUUAAUUACUUCUUUGGAAUAUUGUAAUCAAAACUUUGUGUGACCUUUUGGACCUCAGUUCUGAUAUUCAAUUGCCAUAUUACAAUAAACAUCUUUUUUUUUCUCAA